This is a messenger RNA of Scheffersomyces amazonensis, 371 nucleotides long. Its product is annotated as mitochondrial 37S ribosomal protein mS33. Gene Ontology annotation, cellular component: mitochondrion. The transcript has a single exon. The coding region runs from base 25 to 336 and encodes 103 amino acids. NCBI's taxonomy places the organism in Eukaryota, Fungi, Ascomycota, Pichiomycetes, Serinales, Debaryomycetaceae. The record is from RefSeq and is a predicted model, not a curated record.
CACCAAAACAGUCUACAACCAACAAUGAGCUCGGUGUUAAAGAAGGUACCGACUCAGGAAAGACUUAACCAAGCACGCCAGCUUGCAGCUGCUAUUUUCGGGCAUCCAUGGAAUCCAGAAUGUAAAAGAUUGGGGACAAACAUAUUGAGAGCCGAAUUAAAGGGACCAGAAUUAGUUAAGUACUAUGGAGUCAAUGAAGAUAUUCCAACAUUUAAAGAUUUCAAGAAAUGGUUCCCUGAAUUGAAGUUGGUGGAUCCAAGAGAAACGUAUAGAUUACAUAUGAUUCAAGAUAGAAAGAAGAGAAAUAAGGGUGCUCCAAAGAAGAAGAAGGCCUAAACUUUACUUGUAUAUAUAUUAUUAAUAAAUGAUAC